AUGCUAGCUGUGCAUCGAUGCCGUAACACACACAGAGCUGAUCCCCUGCCCCCCACGCAGGGCUGGCUGGGAGCGCUGGCGCUGCUGAGCGCCGUGGUGCUGUGCUGCUGCCUGCGCCGUCCUGCCGUCCCCACGCAUCACCACCCCCACGUGCGCUGCUAUGGCACAGCAGAGCUGCGGGAUGGAGAGGCCCCUGCACACCUCCUGGGCCGCAGCCUGCGCUGGGAGCAGCACGUGCCGGUGCAGUUGGUGCCCCAGAUCGAGGCCGCCCAACGGCGACGGAGACGCAGAGAGCAUUCCUGCCCCACGCUGCAGCUCCGUGCAGGGCUGCACAGUGAGCCCCACGAGAGAUCCAUCUCACCGUGGCGGUACCGCAUCGACGAGGACGAGGACCGCUACCCCCGCAAGCUGGCCUUCGCCGAGUGCCUGUGCACCGGCUGCGUGGAUGUGAAGACAGGGAGGGAGACGACGGCGCUCAACUCGGUGCUCAUCCACCAGACCAUGAUGGUGCUGCGCCGCAAGCCCUGCCCGCGCCCCUCCAGCCCCGGCCUCAUCACCUUCGAGGUGGAUUACAUCCGUGUGCCUGUGGGCUGCACCUGCGUCCUGCCCCGCACCGGGCGCUGAGCCCGCUCCCUCGGAGCACCCCCGACCCCGUGACCGUGUCACCCUCCUCGUGCUUGUUUUAGAGCACUCGUUCCUCCCACCCCAUCCUCCUCCUCGACCCCAUCACCAUUUAUUUAUGAGUUAUUUAUGAUGCCCGCUGGGGGAUUUAUUUUUGUAACCCCGUAUUUAUUGCUCACCCUCCCCUAAGCCUCCCCAUAAGGCAGCAGCCCUGGGCUCAGCCUCAGCCUGUACCUGCAGCCCUCCCCGGGUGCUUCCCAGUUAUUUAUUCCCCCUCAGUGCUAUUUAUUGAGACC
Molecule: messenger RNA, 917 nt
Organism: Lagopus leucura (white-tailed ptarmigan)
Lineage: Eukaryota; Metazoa; Chordata; Aves; Galliformes; Phasianidae
Gene: IL17C
Product: interleukin 17C
Exons: 2
Coding region: 1-624 (207 amino acids)
Biological process (GO): inflammatory response
Cellular component (GO): extracellular region
Molecular function (GO): cytokine activity
Source: RefSeq, a predicted model, not a curated record